AUCGCUAGUCGCGAGCGAACUCUCCCAGUUUAGGCCGGUUCAGGCCAAGUGCGGUCGCCUUGCGUUUCACCGCUAUCUUUCAUCGCGUAUCAGUCCGCACGAGUUGCCCGGCGCGGGAAGGUUGACAAGAGACCUACGAUUUCUACGUACCUGCCUGCCUGUCUACCUGUCGACCAAAGAACAACCGAUAGCGGUCGUCGUGAUGAGUGUACGCGGCAAGCAAGUGCAAAAUGGUACUUACGAGUUCGAUUAUAUGCGAGUACCUGAUACCAGAACGCGCUGGCAGGCAUUUCGCGAUGGCCUUUACAAUAAAGAAGACGGAACCUGCUGCGGUCACCCACCGAAGAAAUGGGGUAUAACUCUUGUCUUCUACAUUUGUUUCUAUGCCGGAUUGGCGGCACUCUUCGCUAUUUGCAUGAAAGGCAUGCUCGCCACGUUGAGCGAUGACAGACCUACGUGGAUUCUAAGUAGCAGUCUUAUAGGCACCUCUCCAGGCAUGGGCUUUCGACCGAUUUCGGAUAACCCGGAUGAGAGAUCGCUCAUUUGGUACAGCGCGUCGAAUGCGACCGAAGUACGAAAGUGGACACAAAUCCUAGACAAAUUUUUGGAAAAAUACGUCGAUUCAAAACUCUUGCCUAAUGGCGGUAGAAACCAGGAAAUCUGUAAAUACACCUCGCCGGUGAAGGAUGGUAAGGUAUGCGCGGUCCCCAUCAAUCAAUGGGGACCAUGUUCGCCAAGUCAGCAAUAUGGUUUCAACAACUCGUCACCUUGCAUCUUUAUCAAGCUUAACAGAAUAUACGGAUGGAUACCCGAGUAUUAUAACGACACGGAAAAUUUGCCGGCCGAAAUGCCAGCCGAGCUAGUCGAAUAUAUAAAGACAGUCAACGCUUCAUGGUUAAAUACCGUAUGGGUAUCCUGCAAAGGAGAUAAUCCUCACGAUGUAGAGAAUCUUGAUAACGGACUAAAAUAUUAUCCUGAGGGACAUGGUUUUCCAGGAUUCUAUUAUCCAUAUAUAAAUACACCCGGAUACUUAAGCCCAGUCGUCGCCGUCCAAUUUCUUCGACCCACGAGGAAUCAAAUCAUCAACGUCGAGUGUCGGGCAUGGGCAAAGAAUAUCGAAUACAGUUCAAUUAGAACCGAAAAGAAGGGUGCGGUACAUUUUGAACUGAUGAUCGACGAAUGAUCGUAUAUUGCGAUUUAUCAUUUUUAGCGCGCCGUUAUUUUAUACAGCGUUAUUUCGCGAUUAGGAAAUUUUUCAAGAUACACAAAGCAAAAGGAUCCGGACAUCAUUGGAGCACCACGAUGUUGGAUCUCCGAUCAUAAUGAUGGCCGAUUGCUUGCGCCUAGAAAAAAUUAUUAAGUCAAAAUAAAAGGUCUGUUCUUUGUAGACUGUUGGAGAAACAGACAAAAAAUAAACAGUGCAACUACAGAGAACAAACUGCAAAUCAUCUUUUUUAGAGAUAUUGUAUAAAUAUCGGAAUUCGAAUUUAUCUAGCCUUAAUUUUAAUAAGAUUAUCGAUUGUUCUGACAAAAAAGAAGAGUUGCUUCUUGUUGUAAUUUAUAAAUAUAUGUACAUAAAGAAUAAUUAUGAGAAAGAUAUAUUCGACUUUUGCUCAACAGAAAUGUUUAGAACUUUUAACUCUUGCAAAAAAAUUUU
Messenger RNA from Camponotus floridanus (Florida carpenter ant), 1657 nucleotides. RefSeq names its product sodium/potassium-transporting ATPase subunit beta-2. The transcript has 7 exons. Gene Ontology annotation, molecular function: ATPase activator activity. Gene Ontology annotation, biological process: sodium ion export across plasma membrane; potassium ion import across plasma membrane; intracellular potassium ion homeostasis. Gene Ontology annotation, cellular component: sodium:potassium-exchanging ATPase complex. The coding region runs from base 203 to 1183 and encodes 326 amino acids. Lineage: Eukaryota; Metazoa; Arthropoda; Insecta; Hymenoptera; Formicidae. The record is from RefSeq and is a predicted model, not a curated record.